This is a messenger RNA of Drosophila virilis, 2395 nucleotides long. It is a transcript of the gene Gk2, whose product is annotated as Glycerol kinase 2. Gene Ontology annotation, molecular function: glycerol kinase activity. Gene Ontology annotation, biological process: phosphorylation; triglyceride metabolic process; glycerol metabolic process. Gene Ontology annotation, cellular component: mitochondrion. Lineage: Eukaryota; Metazoa; Arthropoda; Insecta; Diptera; Drosophilidae. The record is from RefSeq and is a predicted model, not a curated record.
AAUAAGAGGGCUCGGCUCGUCAGUCAACUUAAAGGGAUUGGGAGACACCAGGAAUAUUUAUUGGACCUUGAAUUGCUGAUGGCUACCGUUGCCCAUAAAAGCCGCUGGUGGUUACCAAAGCGUUCCCGAUUAAUCGUGAAUGCUAAGGAAUAGUGCGCUGCUGCAUCCAGCGUUAAUUAUUAAUAGGCUAGCAUGACGGAAGGCAAGAACGUACCCAAUUCCAGUGCCGAUGUCCCGUUUCGCAGUAAGGAGCUGCGCAAGCAGUCGCUUAUCCAGCACACGGGAUUGGUGGGUGUCAUCGAUGAGGGUACUAAGACGAUUGGCUUCUCGAUUUAUACGACGCCCGAUUUCAAGGAAAUCGCGGCACAUCGCGUGGAACUUAGCGUGAUAACGCUACAGGAUGGCUGGUACGAGCAGGAUCCCAUGGAAAUGAUGGCCUCCAUUAACAAAUGCGCCGAGGAGGCCAUCAAACAGCUGCCGGAGCUGGGAUUUAGUGCGUCAGACAUAGCCACCGUGGGCAUUACCAAUCAGCGGGAGACGACCAUCGUCUGGGAUGCGGUGACGGGCAAGCCCCUCUACAAUGCCAUCGUUUGGAAGGAUAUACGCACCAGCAGUACCGUGGAACAAAUUGUGGCCAAGGUGCAGGACGUGAAUCACUUUAAACGGAGCACGGGUCUGCCCAUAUCCACGUACUUCUCAGCCCUGAAAAUUCGCUGGCUCAAGGACAACGUGCCCGAGGUGCGGCAGGCGUGUCGCGAGAAACGCUGCAAGGCCGGCACCGUAGACAGCUGGAUCGUCUGGAAUCUGACCAAUGGUGCACUGCACAUCACAGACGUGACAAAUGCGUCGCGCACUCUGCUGAUGAACUUGGAGACGCUGCACUGGGAUCCGGUGCUAUUGAAAACCUUCGCCAUCCGAGAGGAGAUGCUGCCCAGCAUACGCAGCUGCUCGGAGGUCUUCGGCAAGAUCACCUCCGACCGCAGCGCGUUGCGCGGACUUACUCUGAGCGGUAUCCUGGGCAAUCAGCAGGCCUCGCUUCUGGGCCAGAUGUGCGUGAAGCCGGGCCAGACGAAGAAUACGUAUCGUUCCGGCUGCUUUCUGCUGUGCAAUACGGGCGACAAGCCCGUCUUCUCGCGUCACGGUCUGCUCACCACGAUAGCCUACAAGCUGGGCCCCCAAGCGCCCACCAUCUAUGCGCUGGAGGGCUCCGUCUCGGUGGCCGGACAUGCGCUCUCCUGGCUGCAGCAGAAGGUGCGCCUACUGCCGGACUCGCGGGACGCCGAGAAAUACGCCGAGGCAGUGCCCACAUCGGGCGAUGUCUACUUCGUGCCGGCCUUUACGGGUCUCUAUGCCCCAUACUGGCGACAGAAUGCCCGCGGCAUCAUCAUCGGCCUGACACAGUUCACGCGCAAGAAUCACAUUGUGCGCGCCGCUCUGGAGAGCAUCUGCUUCCAGACGCGCGACAUACUGGAGUGCAUGCAUCAGGAGUGCGGCUAUGAGAUCAACAAGCUGCAUGCCGACGGCAAGCUGAUCACGAACAAUCUGCUGAUGCAGCUGCAGGCGGACACCGCGGGGCUGCCGCUGUUCCGCUCCCAGCUGAUGGACUCGACGGCCUUCGGUGCGGCCAUGUGCGCAGCCCAGGCGGAGGGCAUCAAUCUGUGCAAAUUCGAGCCGGAGAAGCGAUACUACGAGAACGUACACUACGACACAUUUUUGCCCACCACAACGGAGCACGAGCGCGCCGAACGCUAUGGCAAAUGGAAGCGCGCCGUCGAGCGCAGCCUGGGCUGGGUCAUCAAGCAGAAGAAGACGCGCACCCACACCGAGGAAAACUACAGGAUGUUGUCCUCACUGCCGGCGAGCAUCUUUCUCAUCAGCAGCUUUGCCAUGCUGGUGCAUUCCUUAUCGGCGACGGUCAAGUCAUAAAUAUUUAUAUCUUUUUUUUGUAUAUACAUGUAUAUAUAUAUAUAUAAGUAUAUAUAUGGCCCCGCCCCUUCGAGCCAUGACUGUUGCAUCGGUUUUUCGGUUGUGAUAAUUUUUAUUAUUUAAUGACAGAACCCGCUACCCAUAUGUAUAUAGCUAGCUGUUCCUGCUCUGCAAGAUCUUUUAAUUGGUUGCAUUCGCUUUAAAGUGUGUAAAUAGUUUAUGGACCCCUUUCCCCUUUGCCCCCUUUCCAUCUAGCUUAACACGAAUGUGUAUAAUCCAUGUACUUAUCUAAUCAUGUUCUGCUCUGCUCUGAUAAAUCGAAAACUUAAUCGAUUCACAAAAACACACAAUAUUUAUAUAUAACUUAUGUAUAUAGCCAGAGAGCGCAAAUGACUUUUGUAUAUUACUUAAGCACCAAAUAUGGGCAUGGGCUUUAGUUCAUAGCCUACAAAUAUACGAUUAUAUGAAA